This is a messenger RNA of Rhodamnia argentea, 1708 nucleotides long. Its product is annotated as UDP-glycosyltransferase 90A1-like. The transcript has a single exon. NCBI's taxonomy places the organism in Eukaryota, Viridiplantae, Streptophyta, Magnoliopsida, Myrtales, Myrtaceae. The record is from RefSeq and is a predicted model, not a curated record. Gene Ontology annotation, molecular function: UDP-glycosyltransferase activity. Bases 132 to 1604 code for a protein of 490 amino acids.
CGGGUGUAAAUCGAGAGUGCCUAUACAUUAGUAUUGAUUUUACCAAUUUGGCAAAAAGAUGCGCAACCAAAUUACAGAAAGAAAAAAAAAAUCAAGUAAGCUCUAUAUAAUGAACUUGCGCCUGCACCUCAAUGUUCAGAACAUGUACGCACCCAAAAAUGGGUUCACUAUCUUCCGAUGCUCCCGUACACGCCGUCCUCUUCCCCUUCAUGUCCAAGGGCCACACCAUCCCCAUCCUCCACCUUGCCCGACUCCUCCUCCGCCGAAGCCUUGCUGCCGCCGUCACCGUCUUCACCACCCCCUCCAACCUCCCCUUCGUCUCCCGCCACCUCGCUGGCACCCCAGCCUCCGCCGUCUCCCUUCCCUUCCCAGGCGGUAUCUCGGGUCUCCCCUCUGGUGUCGAGAGCACCGACGCGCUCCCUUCCAUGUCCCUCUUCCCCGCCUUCGCCAGCGCCACCGCGCUCCUGCAGCCGAGCCUUGAGGCUGAGCUCCAGAGGUUGCACCCGCAGCCCACCUUCAUGGUGUCGGACGGGUUCCUGUGGUGGACCCUCGAGUCGGCCUCCAAGUUCGGCAUCCCUCGCCUGGUCUUCUAUGGCAUAAGCAACUAUGCCAUGGUGGUCUCCCGCGCCGUCGCCGUCGAGAACCACCUCCGAGGGCCAAUGGCGGAGGACGAGCCCUUCGCCUUGAACGCUUUCCCGUGGAUCAAGGUCACCAAGAACGACUUCGAGCGCCACUUCUCCCAGCCGUCGACGGAGGAUACCCCCCUGUUGGAGUUCGUCAUGAAGACCGUGGUAACGAUGGGGAAGAGCAAUGGCCUAGUCGUCAACAGCUUCAAAGAGCUCGAGCCGGCCUUCCUGGAGUACUGGAACAGCGAGUGCGUGCCGAGGGCUUGGUGCAUCGGGCCGCUGUUCCCGCUUGAGCGGCCGGUGGCACAUGACCCUCACGUGCGGACCACAUGGGCAGAGUGGCUGGAUAGGAAGCAAGCUGGCGGCGAACGCGUCCUGUACGCUGCGUUCGGGUCGCAGGCGGAGAUGCCGGCGGCACAGCUGCGAGAGAUCGCGAUCGGACUGGAGAGAUCCGGCGCGAGCUUCUUGUGGGUGGUCAAGAGUAGGGAGUCAGAGAUAGUCGCCGACGUCGACGGCGGGUUCAAAGACAGGUUCGAAGACAGGGUUAGAGGGAGAGGGAUGGUUGUGAGAGAGUGGGUAGACCAGCGAGACAUCCUCAUGCACGAGAGCGUCCACGGGUUCCUGAGCCACUGCGGGUGGAACUCGGUGCUGGAGAGCAUGUGCGCUGGGGUGCCGAUCCUGGCAUGGCCGAUGAUGGCGGAGCAGCCUCUGAAUGCGAGGAUGGUUGCGGAGGAGAUAGGAGUGGGGCUGAGGGUGGAGGCGGCGGAUGGGACGGUGAGGGGGUUCGUGAGCAGGGAAGGGUUGGCGAAGGCCGUGAACGAGUUGAUGGAGGGGGAUAGGGGAGAGGCAGUGAGGAAGAAGGUGAAGGAGGUGGCGGCGAUGGCGAGGAAGGCGGCGGAGGAGGGCGGCUCGUCGUGGACGGCGUUGGAGACCCUGGUAGAGGAGAUUUCCGGGAAGAGGGAGGACCCCACAGGCUGAGCUGACGAAGAUCAGGACAACAAAAAACCUAAGAUAUGUUCGAGAAAAAUUAAACUAUCAUCAGUCGCUUUUUCUUUUGAUAUGGACGAGACGAGUUUCCUUAA